Molecule: messenger RNA, 2313 nt
Organism: Anguilla anguilla (European eel)
Lineage: Eukaryota; Metazoa; Chordata; Actinopteri; Anguilliformes; Anguillidae
Product: tumor necrosis factor ligand superfamily member 10-like
Exons: 5
Coding region: 37-891 (284 amino acids)
Biological process (GO): immune response
Cellular component (GO): membrane
Molecular function (GO): tumor necrosis factor receptor binding
Source: RefSeq, a predicted model, not a curated record
CCCGAUUGCAGAUUUGCGCCCUGAACAUUUCGACUAAUGGUCGCCAUGCCUAGCUCGCACAUCAUGCAGUGGUUGGGACUUUUGCUUCUCGCAGCAAUCCUGUUGCAAACUGUUGGAUUUGCGGUCACCUUUUUGUACUUCAGCAACGUUUUGUCCACGAUGAAGGAAACGUUUUCGAGGGGCGGCGUUUCGUGUCUGAUGAAGGAAAAUCUCAGAAACUUGGACGUAGGCACGGAGGAAAGAAAAGACGGCCCCUGCUGGCAAAUAAGGCAACAGUUCCAUUUUCUGGUUGAACAGACUAUGUCAAAUCGCUUUGAGAAGGAAAUAUCUUCAGCAGUGAAAGAUGAGGUAUCAAGGUUUAUGCCAACCUUGACUAUGGAAAAUCAUGAUUCACUCCCACGGCCUGAAAUUGCAGCCCACAUCACUGGAAAUGACUUGGCCACUGCAGACAGAGUUAAGAGACCACCCACCAGGAAAGUUCUUGGCCAAAAGAUUGAGUCUUGGGAGACAGAUAGAGGCCUGGCUUUCCUUCGCAACAUGAAAAUGAGCAAUGGGGAACUUAUCAUUCCCCAGGCCGGACUUUACUAUGUGUACGCUCAGACCUACUUCAGACACACCCAUUCCCUUGAGGACAAGCUCUCAGCCAGGAAUGAACAGAUGCUACAAUAUAUUUACAAAAAAGCGGUAUCCUAUCCUGAGCCCAUCCUGCUGAUGAAAAAUGCUCGGACCACCUGCUGGUCCGAAAAUGCUGAGUAUGACCUAUACUCCAUCUACCAGGCUGGGGUGGUUCAGCUCAGUGCUGGGGACCGCGUCUUUGUGACGGUCAGCAACGUCAGUACUGUAGACAUGGACGAGAAGUCAAGUUUCUUCGGCGCCUUCUUGGUCACCUAGUGGUGGGCUUUGAAGCUGGUUUUAAGAAACAAAGACUAAGUACACCCCAGGUGGGAAUAGGUCAGUUGUGAAGGGGUACUGGUCCAGUGAGCACCUUGCUCCAAAUUUUUCACAAAUUUGUCUUCCUGGCACCGAUCUCGAGGAAGGAUGCAAAGAGCAAGGCCAGUUUAUCUCUGUGUUCUCAGGAUCAGCAGUUGGGGCUCGCCCCUCAGGUCCUUGAGGGUGAACAACUGGCCAGUCAGAGAUCCAGUGAUGGGGCUUCACAGUAAGUGGAGGGGAAAUGCUGGACAAAAGACCAGGCCAUGGCCAUGGUCCAUCUUGGUUACAAAGUAGCAGUGCGAUGCACUGCUGGAGGAGAUAUUAACAGCAACAUCUUUUCUAUAUGAAUAUAAGAAUAUAGCUAUGGCAACAUAUGUAAGAACAUAUUACCUCAAUAUAAUUCUUAUUAAUUUGUUCAGUGAGCAUUUUUAAGACACAACAUGUGAUAUUUAAAGUAUUUUUAAACCAUACGAUGGCAAAAAGUCAUGGUGACUAUUAGCCAUGAACAGCUGAACAUUUUCUUUGUGAAACCUAAAGAUAUAAUAUUAAUAGAAAUCAUUAAAAUUUAUAUAUUUCAGUUUCACAAAAAAAUAUUCAGUUGUCACCAAGCAUGCCUUAAUAACUUUUGUGUAUGUUGUGAUUUUAUGUUUAAUACUGCAAGAAUUGUAGUUGUAGAAAUAGCACCACCACUCGGAAAGCAGAAGAAGGGCAGCCUUCAGCAGGGAGCAGCCAGAAGCACAGUAAAUUGUGGAAGGCACAGAAACACGAGGAACUGGAGUGGUUGUAUUGUAUUAAACAGUUUAAAUGGAUAUUUCACUUAGGUAUAACACAAGUAAUUUUGUGGAGCUUGCUCCAUUGUAUUUCCGUAAACGGCGGCGCUGAUCCACUCGGUUUUCCGGUUCCAAUUCACUCACUCCCGUUCAUUUUUGCGACCUCGCCGAAAUGAAUCAUUUUAAAAUACAAAAUAACCGGAACCGGAAAGCCGGGGGAACGGCGCUGCAGUUAACAGAAGAAAACGGACAUCUGUUGUUGCAAGUAUUCACGCUAUGCAAAUACAACGGGUAAGCUCCACAUAAUUACUUGUGUUAUACCAGAGUGAAAUAUCCCUUUAACUUGUUUCAGUACUUGUAUACAACUUAAUACCCAUGAGGUAAGUCUCAACUUGUAACUAUUAAAUAAAUAAAUCUUACACAUUAAGUGCAUUGAGAAAAAACUUGACCUGUUUAGAAUAUAUUACUGCCUAGUUAUUUGUAUCCAUAAGCAUUUUGCGGACUGUGAAGUAAUUGAAUGCACUUUAUUGAAUGCACUGAUUGUAUUUUUUUGUAUAUAUAUUUUCUAACUGGGAGGGCAAAGCCAUAAGAAAUAAAAGUCUCUGAUCAAAAA